GCAGCUAAGAUCUGCAGGCUAGCUCGCCCGCGCCCGCCCCUUUUGAGCUUGAGUAGCAGGGCUUGGAGAGAAAGAACGGUGUCGAGUUGCGACAACGAGAUUGAAAACAGGUUUCGUAAGUUCGCCUGCAUUUUAUCAAGAUUUUACAGAAAGCAUCGCUUGACAGUUACAACUCAAAUUGAUUACGAAUUUAUUUGUGUUUUGGGAAGUUAAACUAUCCAUUAUUUUACUCAGUAGUCUAUGCAGAAGAGAGUGGUAUUUGUUUUUAUUUUGGAGCAAAAACACUUUAGCACACAUAUGUACGGCGUAAGCAUAGCCUAGCCUAGGCUAGGCCGAAAGAAGCCUGGAAAGUCCUAUAUUGUCACUAGUUUAGCCUGUGAGGUUGUUUCAUUUGUUUGCCGCUGGAUUUAUAAAAUUGUAAUUUUAAAAUUCAAAUGCAGUCUGUCCAGCCUAAUAUGUCAAUGUACGCAGGGAGGAGGCGCCGACGGCCUGUCAAAAGGCUGACUGCAACGACUGGUGAAGUAAAAACCAACCCUAGCAAACGUCAUCGAGAUCGUCUAAACACAGAGCUAGAUACGCUGGCUAGCCUCUUACCAUUAGAUGAAGAAACUGUAUCUAAACUUGAUAAGUUAUCAAUAUUGAGACUGUGUGUGAGCUAUCUACGGAACAAGAGCUAUUUUAAAGGUACCCAUUUAUACUCCUGGGUGGAGAGAGACAAACAUAGGUAAAGUGCCUUUGCCGGA
Molecule: messenger RNA, 743 nt
Organism: Anneissia japonica
Lineage: Eukaryota; Metazoa; Echinodermata; Crinoidea; Comatulida; Comatulidae
Product: aryl hydrocarbon receptor repressor-like
Exons: 3
Coding region: 435-728 (97 amino acids)
Biological process (GO): regulation of transcription by RNA polymerase II
Cellular component (GO): aryl hydrocarbon receptor complex; nucleus
Molecular function (GO): protein dimerization activity; transcription cis-regulatory region binding; nuclear receptor activity
Source: RefSeq, a predicted model, not a curated record